This is a messenger RNA of Meloidogyne enterolobii, 1591 nucleotides long. Lineage: Eukaryota; Metazoa; Nematoda; Chromadorea; Rhabditida; Meloidogynidae. The record is from the annotation of a GenBank genome assembly.
AAUGGUUCACAAAUCUUUUGGGGAUCGUUCCACCAUUUCUUUAUUAGAAAAUUUAGAUGCAGACAAAGUACUUCUUCAAUUUGGGAAAUGUGGAUCAUAUCAGCUUUUAAUUUACAUAAUGUCUUUGAUUUGUUUUUAUAUGUUCUCUUACCUCACAACAAUGUUUGUAAAAGAAUCUUUAAAAAUAUUUUAUUCUUUCAGAAUUUCAUUAAUUGGUGAAAUCCCUGCCGAUAAAUGUUCCCCUACUCCUUCAAAUAGUUCUACUACUACUAAUUUACUUUUAGAAAAUUCAACUAACAAUUAUUAUGAUAAACAUAUAUCUUUAGCCGAUGAGUUUGGAAUAAAUUGUGAAAAUAAAUACCUACUAGAUCAUGCAAGUGGCGCUUUUAUGUUUGGUAAUUUAGUAGCCUCUACAUUAGCUACAUAUUUGGCAGAUCGUUACGGACGAAGGAUGACUUUUUUGUUGUCUUUAUGGUUUACUACAGCAAUGAGUUUUGCUUGUGCAUAUUCACCAACUUAUAGUUUAUUUCUUGUUUUUCGAUUUUUGUCGGGUGCUUCUGGGCAGGCUAUUCUUAUUGUUGGUUAUGUAGUAACUGUUGAAUCUGUUGCUACUUCUUUUCGUUCAAUUCAGGCAUUAAUAAAUUCACUCGUUUGGGUUUUUGGUAUUUUUGUUGUUGGAAUUCUUUAUCAAUUUAUUCUUAAUUGGCGGUAUCUCUAUUUGUGUGUUGUUUUUCCUGGUUUAUUUACAUUAUCAUAUUAUUGGGCUUUUCCAGAAUCCUUACAUUGGUUAAUUACAAAUAAAGAAACAGAAAAAGUACAAAAAUAUUUAAAUUUAUCCCAAUAUGUAAACAGAACAAAAGUAAAUUUAGAGGAAUGUCAAAAUGAUUCUAAUCAAACAAACAAGAUUAGAGUAAAAAGGAAUUUUCUUGAUUUGUUCAAAAAGCCUUCUUUUGCUUUCCAUUUGAUAUUAAAUUGUUAUAUUUUCGUUGUCCUCAAUUUUGUAUAUUGGGUAUUAACUUUACACAGUGUUGAUAUGCAUGAGAAUAGAAUGGUCGGAUUCUUUUUAUCAGCUGCAGUAGAAAUCCCAGCUGGAAUUAUUGCUAUGCUUUUAUUGAUGAUAUUUGGAAGACGUACAGUUACAUUUCUUUCAAUUAGUGGCCAAACUAUAUCAUUAGGAUUAACAAUUUUCACUCCACGGGGAACAACUCCUUUUUUGAUUUUGUCAUUAAUCGCCAAAAUUAUGAACACAAUUGCUUGGGCAUCAGCACCUCUUCUUCUUAGCGAAAUGGCACCAACUACUGUUAGAAAUAUGAGCUAUGGACUUAUUUCAACGGCUGGAGAAAUUGGAUCUUCUUUGGCUCCAUAUUUGAAUAGAAUUGAAGAUGAGAAUAUGAAAAAGGCAAUAAUUGCGUUGUUGUCAGUUGUGGCUAUAAUUUUUUCGAUGAUGGCACCAGAAACGUUUGGAAAAUCACUGCCACAAGAUCUUGAUGAUUUUGAUGCGGGGCCAUUUGUAGCUUUUUUAAGAAAAUUUUCUCGAUUUCCUAAAACGCAAAUAUCUAGUACAGAAAUACAAAAAUCUAAUUGUAAAUGA